Messenger RNA from Camellia sinensis, 1522 nucleotides. Its product is annotated as serpin-ZX. Lineage: Eukaryota; Viridiplantae; Streptophyta; Magnoliopsida; Ericales; Theaceae. The record is from RefSeq and is a predicted model, not a curated record. Gene Ontology annotation, molecular function: serine-type endopeptidase inhibitor activity.
UGGCACCAACAACUAAGGCAAGUCUUGUACAAUACAUAUACCUCCACACUAUCUUUGCUCCUAGAAGAAACUCCCUUCUACCUCAAGACUCCAUCUUCAAACAAAAAAAGAGGUUACAAAAGAUGGAAUUCUGCAUGAGAAUUACCAAGCAUCUAUUGCUUCAAGAGGUUGGAAAGAGCAUUAAGAACAACUUAGUGUUGUCUCCAUUAUCGAUCAAUGUCGUUCUAAACAUGGUGGCUGCUAGAUUAGCUGGCCCUGCUUUAGAACAUGUGAUGGGCCAUUUAGGGUUCAAAACUAUCUCUGAUAUUCAUUCCAACUCUUCUGAGAUCAUGGCGGUCGCGGCUGGUGAUGGAGAGAAUGGGGGUCUUGUUUUUACUAUGGUGAAUGGUGUUUGGGUUGAUAAAGAGUUUGCUUUAAACCCUAGUUAUGAGGAGGUUCUUAGAGAGAUAUUUGAUUGUGAAUUCAAUACUGUUGAUUUUCAAACUCAGGCUGAGGAAGUGAUAGAAGAAGUGAACACAUGGGCUGAGAAAGCAUCGAGAGGGCUUAUCACAAACAUUCUAGAACCUGGUUCCUUAGAUCCAAUGACACAACUUGUUCUGGCAAACGGACUCUACUUCAAAGGAACAUGGUCCAAAAAAUUUGAUGCAAAUCUCACUCGAAACCGAGACUUUUAUCUUCUCAACGGAGAUAAAAUUUCAACCCCAUUCAUGUCUAGUCGAAAAGACUAUCUAUUCAGAUCAUUCAACGAUUUCAAGGUCCUCAAAAUACCAUACCAUUGUGGGAAUUUCAAAUCACUCGACAACACCAAAAUCGAUGACAUCAAUACCGAUGACUCCGAUUACGACUCUGAUUACGACAACACCAACGACGGCACCCCCCGAUUCUCUAUGUUCUUCUUGCUCCCAAACAAGAUAGACGGACUUCCAAAUCUUUUGGAAAAGCUAAAUUCCGAUUAUGGGUUGUUGGAUCAGAGCCUCAUGAACUUGUGGAAAGCGGAGCUCGACAAGUUUUGGAUCCCGAAAUUCAAAUUCUCGUUCGGUUUUGAGGUUUGCAAGGCCAUGGAGGACAUGGGAGUAUCAUUGAAUGUUAAAUCAGAAACAGUUGUUUCAGCCAUUCUUCAUAAAGCUUGUGUUGAGAUAGACGAGGUAGGUACUGAGGCUGCAGCCAUUACUGUCAGCAUGUUGAUGGGAUGUUCACUCUAUGAGCCGGAAAAACAUAACUUUGUUGCGGAUCAUCCUUUCUUGUUCAUGAUCAAGGAAGAGGUUUCGGGGUUGGUUAUUUUCACAGGUGCAGUACUCAAUCCGGCAGUUUCGCUUUAGUUUGAAGGUGGGGAAGUUCAAUUAUCGUGUUUAGUUUAGGAAUUUUGAGUUGCAAUAAUGCAAAUUAUGUAUUGGAGAUUUUAGUUGGAAAUAAGGAAAAGUUAUGAUCUAGUCUUUUAUAAUCAACUUUAACCUUGCAAGAUGAAAACAGUAAAAAAAUAUAUGUAUUGUUUUUGGUUUUUAGAUGUGAAUAUUUUUGAGCA